This is a messenger RNA of Aspergillus ruber CBS 135680, 1490 nucleotides long. Its product is annotated as protein disulfide isomerase family protein. Gene Ontology annotation, molecular function: protein-disulfide reductase activity; protein disulfide isomerase activity. Gene Ontology annotation, cellular component: endoplasmic reticulum; endoplasmic reticulum lumen. The transcript is spliced from 2 exons. The record is from RefSeq and is a predicted model, not a curated record. NCBI's taxonomy places the organism in Eukaryota, Fungi, Ascomycota, Eurotiomycetes, Eurotiales, Aspergillaceae. The coding region runs from base 135 to 1241 and encodes 368 amino acids. Gene Ontology annotation, biological process: response to endoplasmic reticulum stress.
CAUACAUGGACUCGACACCUCAACUCUUCCAUCAUCAUACUCAUCACGCCACCGUUGGUUACUCUUAGAUAGGUGGUGGUCUAAAUUUCUUGUUAUAUAUUUUGGAUUGAUUAUAUCAAUCCUAAAAAAUCACAAUGACUCGCCUAAGCACGCUCCUGGUGAGCUGCCUCACCUUCCUCGUGGGCCUGGCCUUCGCCAAUCCCGCCGUCGUCGACCUCGACACCAAAAACUUCGACAGUAUCGUCCUGCAAUCCGGCAAACCCGCACUCGUCGAAUUCUUCGCCCCCUGGUGCGGCCACUGCAAGAACCUCGCCCCCGUCUACGAAGAACUCGGCCAGUCUUAUGCUUUCGCCUCCGACAAAGUCACCGUAGGCAAGGUCGAUGCGGACGAGCACCGUGAAUUGGGCCGUCGGUUCGGUAUCCAGGGAUUCCCUACGCUGAAAUGGUUUGAUGGCAAGAGUGACAAGCCCGAGGAUUAUAAGGGUGGCCGGGAUUUGGAGAGUUUGGGUGCUUGGAUUACGGAUAAGACUGGGGUGAAGCCGCGGGGGCCGAAGAAGGAGCCCUCGCAGGUUGUGAUGUUGACUGAUACCUCGUUUAAGGAGGUUAUUGGUGGUGAGAAGGAUGUGCUUGUUGCAUUUACCGCGCCGUGGUGUGGACACUGCAAGAGCCUCGCCCCAACCUGGGAAACCCUCGCCAACGACUUCAUCCUUGAGCCCAACGUCGUCGUCGCCAAGGUCGACGCCGAAGCCGAAAACGCCAAGUCCCUCGCCAGAGAACAGGGUAUCUCCGGCUACCCCACUAUCAAGUUCUUCCCCAAGGGCUCCAAGGAGCCCGAGGCCUAUCAGGGCGGUCGCUCCGAGCAAGCCCUCGUUGAUUUCCUGAACGAAAAGGCCGGCACUCACCGCACCGUCGGCGGUGGUCUUGACGAGAAGGCCGGUACUAUCUCCAAGGUUGACGCGUUUGUCGGCAAGUAUGUUGCCUCACGCAACUUUCAGGACCUUGUUGGCGAGAUUAAGAAGAGCGUGAAGGGCAUCCAGAGCAAGUACGCAGAGUACUAUGUUAAGGUUGCGGAGAAGCUUAGCCAGAACCAAGAAUAUGCUGAAAAGGAGUUUGCUCGGUUGAGCAAGAUUAUUCAGAAGGGUGGUUCUGCGCCUGAGAAGGUUGAUGAGCUUGUUUCGCGGAGCAACAUUCUGCGCCAGUUCUUGGGUGGUGGUAAGCGGGAUGAGAAGGAUGAGCUGUAGAUGUUCUUUCAGCUCUGGAUUCUACUUGUUCUUGCUUCUCUUGUGAUAUAUUGAUUAUGUUGGAAGAAGUAAAAAAAAAAAAGCUGAAUUGGUGUAUGCUCAUGAUAUGAAAUAUGACUAUGGAUAUGAUGCUUUUGAGCUUGUCCUCUAUGUAUCCCGAUCUAUAACAUCGUAGGGUAUCUUCACUAUAUGUUUGAAAUGGCCACGCCGGAAGUAGCAAAGAUGCAACCGCCUCUUAUCUCCCCUUUU